UGUUGUGUUACCAUGUCUUCUUCUGGGUUCCAAUCUUCAGGCACCUUGGCUGGAUGACAUUAAUCCAGCUCAGAUUCCAAAAAUGUACACUAAGCCUCUUCCCAAAUUUGAAUGUAGUGAGUAAAGUUCCACUCAGGGGCGGACUGACCAUUUGGAAACUCGCGCACUGCCCGAGGGCCCAGGGUCAGUAGGGAGCCCCAUGAGAUGCCCCUGGUACCUUUUUCAUAGGCUUUUUUGAGUUUGGGCAAGGACACAGGGGCCCCAUGAUCCCCUAUUGCCUGGGGGCCCCAUGA
Molecule: messenger RNA, 293 nt
Organism: Staurois parvus
Lineage: Eukaryota; Metazoa; Chordata; Amphibia; Anura; Ranidae
Source: the annotation of a GenBank genome assembly